This is a messenger RNA of Drosophila erecta, 1296 nucleotides long. Its product is annotated as seminase. Gene Ontology annotation, molecular function: serine-type endopeptidase activity. Gene Ontology annotation, biological process: proteolysis. The transcript has 2 exons. NCBI's taxonomy places the organism in Eukaryota, Metazoa, Arthropoda, Insecta, Diptera, Drosophilidae. Bases 299 to 1075 code for a protein of 258 amino acids. The record is from RefSeq and is a predicted model, not a curated record.
UUUGCCUAAGCUGGUGGAUCGCAUACUCUAGCAUCAGUAACCAAUAAAUAAGAUAUAUUCGACCAGUUUCUACCUACUUACUACUUAAACUGACGUUUUAAGAUACUUUCGCAAACACCUGAGGUCUUGUUUAUUGCCUACUCAAAACUAAACUGAACUCUGAAUGUUCCAAAUGUGUUUUUGUGACCGCCACAAGGUCUACCCUGAAGAUCUGUAGACGUUGACCCAGUCCCGUGACCGUGGAAGUCAAUCCGCACACCUUGUUUGCACAGCUGAAACUCUUCGCUCAUAAAAGCACAUGUCUCAAUCAGUGGCGUACUCAGUCGCCUCCGUCAUGUGGCGCCCUCUGCUGCUCACCCAGCUGCUCCUUGGCCUGGCCAACGGCCAGAUCCAGCCCAGAAUCGUGGGCGGCACCACCACCACGCUCUCCGCCGUGGGUGGCUUCGUGGUGAACCUGCGCUACAACGGAACCUUCUACUGCGGCGGCUCCCUCGUGACCAGCAGGCACGUGGUCACGGCGGCCCACUGCCUGAAAGGCUACCAGGCGGGCCGCAUGACCGUCCAGGGCGGAGUGAGCCAGCUGAGCCAGUCGGGCGUCGUGAGGCGCGUGGCCAGGUACUUCAUCCCAAAAGGCUUCAGCAGCUCCAGCCUCAACUGGGACGUGGGCGUCAUCCAGCUGCAGAGGGCCUUGACUGGCAGUGGCAUCACCACCAUUCCGCUCUGCCAGGUGCGGUGGAACCCCGGCGACUACAUGCGCGUCUCCGGCUGGGGCACCACUCGCUACGGCGGCUCCAGCCCCUCCAACCAGCUGCGCACCGUGAGCAUCCAGCUGAUCCGCAAGAAGCUGUGCCAGAGCGCCUACGAGGGAAGGGACACCCUCACCGGCUCCACCUUCUGCGCCCGCAGUGGCGGCAGAGACAGCUGCUCCGGCGACUCCGGCGGCGGGGUCAUCUUCAAGAACCAGCUCUGCGGCAUCGUCUCCUGGGGACUGGGCUGCGCCAACGCCCAGUACCCCGGCGUCUACACCAGCGUCCGUCGGGUGCGCGGCUUCAUCCUCCGCUCCAUUAGGAAGUGAGGAGUGGGCGUCGAGGGAGCGACGGAAGCCACAGCUAUUAAUAGUUAGUUAAAAUAUUAAUUACAAAUCGUUAGUGCAAGUGCUGCCUCGCCUGUCGCCAGGAAGUCCGCGGACCGGAUGGGCGACUGCAGAUUGGCGAUGGGCCAAUGAAGAUAUCACCCAUCUGCUUUGUGGCCUUGCCGCAUGUAAAUUGGUAGGCAAUGCACAGUGAUUGAAUACCA